GCGCGAGAUCGCCCUGCACAGCCGCCUGCGCCACCGCAACAUCGUGGCCUUCCACGGACACUUCGCUGACCGCGACCACGUGUACAUGGUCCUGGAGUACUGCAGCCGCCAGUCGUUGGCCCACGUGUUGAAGGUUCGCCGGACCCUGACGGAGCCUGAGGUGCGCUAUUACCUGCGCGGCCUGGUCAGUGGCCUGCGCUAUCUGCACCAGCAACGCAUCGUCCACAGAGACCUGAAGCCCAGCAACUUCUUCCUUAACAAGAGCAUGGAGGUGAAGAUCGGAGACCUGGGGCUGGCCGCCAGGGUGGGGCCGGGGGGCCGCUGCCACAGAGUGCUCUGCGGGACCCCAAACUUCCAGGCGCCUGAGGUGGUGUCCAGAAGUGGGCAUUCGUGCAAGUCUGACAUCUGGGCUCUUGGCUGCAUCAUGUAUACAGUGCUGACAGGCACACCACCCUUCAUGGCAGCACCUCUGUCGGAGAUGUACCAAAACAUCCGAGAUGCCCAUUACCCAGAGCCCGCACACCUGUCCGCCAAUGCACGCCGUCUUAUUGCGCGGCUCCUGGCGCCCAACCCAGCAGAGCGGCCCAGCUUGGACCACUUGCUCCAAGACGACUUCUUCACCCAGGGCUUCACUCCAGAGAGACUGCCACCCCAUUCCUGCCACAGCCCACCCAUCUUCACCUUCCCCCCGUCACUGGGCAGACUGUUCCGGAAGGUUGGCCAGCUGCUGCUGACCCAAUGCCGGCCACCUUGCCCCUUCACUCCCAAAGAUGCCUCAGGCCCUGGAGAAGAAGGACUGGAAUCUGACUCCAUGGACUUAGGCAGCCAGGGAGGAGCUACCUGCCCUGAGGCACACAUCCACCUGCUUACACAUGGGACCCUGCAGUGUGACCCGGCAGAACCCGAGGGAUGUCUGCGGCUGGAGGUGGAGGCAGCCAUCAGCAAACUGCAGCUUUGCCUUGACGGAAGCCCUGUGGCCACACAGGACCCUCCAGGGAAGCAACUAUCUGUCCUCUGGGCCCCCACGUGGGUGGACUAUUCUAGCAAGUAUGGCUUUGGCUACCAGCUGUCAGAUGGGGGCAGUGGGGUGCUGUUCCGGGAUGGCACGCACAUGGCCCUACGUCCCCCAGGGGGGAGGCUGCAGACCUUCACCCUGAGGGAUGCCCCGAGCGUUCUACGUGCCAAGCUGGCCGUCCUGCAGCUCUUUGCUGGCUACAUGCAGAGGCGCCUGCGAGAGGAAGGGACCACCCCCACGUGCGUGCCACCAGCUUCACCCAACCUCUGUCUGCUGCGCGUCCUUGCUGCCCCCCAAGCAUUGCUUUUGCUGUUCAGCGAUGGCACAUUGCAGGCUGGGGCAGACACAGGAAGCUCACCUUCUCCCCUUGACCUCAGAGUCUGGCUCUCCCAGGUCAGCUGCAGCGCAGCCCGGAUCCAGCUGGUGCUGAGUGGAGAUGGCGAAGACUUGCUGCUCACCCACCAGGAGCCAGGCCACCCGGGAGUGUCCUAUCCACUGGAUGCCAUGCGAAACCAUGGCUGCACCCCUGCCACCCGGCUGCGCCUGCGCCACGCACUGCACCUGCUGCAGACCAUCUAGUGAGCUGAAGAUCCCAGCGGACUGCCACAUGGGUGCCCACAGCCUUGGCUGGUCUCCCUUCCUGUCCCUGCCCUACAGGUGCUGCCCCUGGGAGGGGGGGUCUUCCUGGGCUCAUGGGAGGGUGGGGUCCUCGAUCAAAGCAUGACUAUUCAACCCAAA
This is a messenger RNA of Jaculus jaculus (lesser Egyptian jerboa), 1753 nucleotides long. RefSeq names its product polo like kinase 5 (inactive) (gene Plk5). The record is from RefSeq and is a predicted model, not a curated record. The transcript is spliced from 13 exons. Gene Ontology annotation, biological process: regulation of cytokinesis; protein phosphorylation; mitotic cell cycle. Gene Ontology annotation, cellular component: centrosome; nucleus; cytoplasm. Gene Ontology annotation, molecular function: ATP binding; protein binding; protein serine/threonine kinase activity. NCBI's taxonomy places the organism in Eukaryota, Metazoa, Chordata, Mammalia, Rodentia, Dipodidae. Bases 86 to 1594 code for a protein of 502 amino acids.